UAAUGCAAAUUCCUGGAGAUUUUGAAGCAUAGAUUAGAAUAGUCAAUGAACAAAUGUCCAUUGAUUAGCCUCAGAUGGAAUAGGAAACUGAGGAUAGGAAUAAAGAAUAGGAAGAGGAGUUGACUGAAGAGCAGAAGGAGAGAAGAAGAAAAAUAUUGGAAGUCCAAUUGGCCAAUAAAAGAUUAUUAUAUAGUAUACAUAAUAAGGACAUGGAAAUCUUUAGGGUUAAAAAAGAAAUUGAGGAUUAGAAAUAGCUAUUGGCUGAUCUCCAACAGCAAGAAUUAGAAUAUCAAUAGCAAUCAAAUGGUAUUUAUAUAUAGAGGAUAGAGAAUCUUAGACAAUUGUGAAAAGCAUGCCCUCAAUAAAUACAAUUAAACUUCAAAUGAACAAUUAUCUGUAUCUAAUAAGGAAUUGCAAAUCCUUAAUGAUUCUUAUCUAUCUCACAGAGCCUUAGUCUCAUAUGAUACCUACUUAAGAGGAACCCUUAGGGAGUAGGAUCGAAAGAUAUAUGAGUUGGAAUUGAAUAAUGCAGACAUUAGUGAGAUAUCGGCCAGAAUUGAAAAGAUAAAUAAAGAAUAUGAACGAAACAUUCAACCUCUUGUUGUUGGAGACUUUAAGACACAAAUAGAUGCGGACAUUAAAAGUUCAAAAAAUUAAAUAGAUGCUUUGAGGAACUAAUUUAAAGAAAUUGUAGAUGAUAUUGUUAAACUGCAUGAAAAACAUCUAGAUAACAUAGACAUGUAUUCAACCUUACAAAGAUAACUACAAGUAACUCUAUCAUAUAUAAUUCUUUUAGGAAUAACUAUUAGCUAAUGAGUAAUUAGACUAUGAAUUAAAUCAAUUAAAAAAGAGCAAAGAAUAAUGUUGA
Paramecium octaurelia is the source of this 868-nucleotide messenger RNA. The record is from the annotation of a GenBank genome assembly. Lineage: Eukaryota; Ciliophora; Oligohymenophorea; Peniculida; Parameciidae.